AUGCUCUCCAAGGACAUCUUCAGACCCACCAAGUUUGGCGGCAAGUACACCGUCACCCUGAUCCCUGGUGAUGGUAUUGGUGCCGAAGUCUCCGAGUCCGUCAAGCAGAUCUUCAAGGCCGACAACGUCCCCGUCGAGUGGGAGCAGGUCGAUGUCACCGGUAUCGAGACUGGUGACAAGCACUCCGAGGAGCUGUUCAGAGAGUCGAUCGCUUCCCUCAAGCGCAACAAGCUCGGUCUCAAGGGUAUCCUCCACACCCCCGUCGAGCGCUCCGGCCACCAGUCUUUCAACGUCGCCCUUCGUCAGGAGCUCGACAUCUACGCCUCUAUCGUCCUGAUCAAGAACAUCCCCGGCUACGAGACCCGCCACAAGAACGUCGACUUCUGCAUCAUCCGUGAGAACACCGAGGGAGAGUACUCUGGUCUCGAGCACCAGUCCGUCGAUGGCGUUGUUGAGUCGCUCAAGAUCAUCACCCGCGCAAAGUCGGAGCGCAUCGCCAAGUUCGCCUUUGCUUUCGCUCUCGCCAACAACCGCAAGAAGGUCACUUGCAUCCACAAGGCCAACAUCAUGAAGCUGGCCGACGGUCUGUUCCGCAACACCAUCAAGAAGGUCGGUGAGGAGUACCCCACCAUCGAGACCAACGACAUGAUUGUCGACAACGCCUCGAUGCAGUGUGUCUCCAGACCUCAACAGUUCGACGUCAUGGUCAUGCCCAACUUGUACGGUGGUAUUCUCUCCAACAUUGGUGCUGGUCUCGUUGGUGGUCCCGGUAUCGUUCCCGGAUGCAACAUGGGUCGUGAUGUCGCCGUCUUCGAGCCCGGCUGCAGACACGUUGGUCUCGACAUCAAGGGCAAGGACCAGGCCAACCCCACUGCUCUCAUCCUUUCCGGAAGCAUGCUUCUGAGACACAUUGGUCUUGACGACCACGCCAACAGAAUCUCCAAGGCCGUUUACGAUGUCAUCGCUGAGGGANCCCGCACCCGUGACAUGGGCGGUAACUCGACCACCCAGGAGUUCACAAGAGCCAUCCUUGGCGCCAUGGAGAAGCAGUAA
This is a messenger RNA of Aureobasidium musti, 1053 nucleotides long. NCBI's taxonomy places the organism in Eukaryota, Fungi, Ascomycota, Dothideomycetes, Dothideales, Saccotheciaceae. The record is from the annotation of a GenBank genome assembly.